ACUGAUACUGAAGCCACAACAGAGUCUGAUAUAAUUGCUAGUAGUGUCACAACAGAGCCGGUAUCUCCGACUGAUACUGAAGCUACAACAGAGUCUGAUAUAACUUCUACUAGUGUCACAACUGAAACGAUAUCACCAACUGAUACUGAAGCAACAACAGAGUCCGAUAUAACUGCUUCUAUUGUCACAAUAGAGGCGGUAUCACCAACUGAUACUGAAGCAACAACAGAGUCUGAUAUAACUUCUACUAGUGUCACAACAGAGGCAGUAUUACCAACUGAUACUGAAGCUACAACAGAGUCUAAUGUAACAGCUACUAGUUUCACAACAGAGCCGGUAUUUCCGACUGAUACUGAAGCUACAACAGAGUCUGAUAUAACUGCUACUAGUGUCACAACAGAGGCAGUAUCAUCAACUGAUACUGAGGCAACAACAGAGUCUGAUGUAACAGCUACUAGUUUCACAACACAGCCGGUAUCUCCGACUGAUAUUGAAGCUACAACAGAGUCUAAUAUAACUUCUACUAGUGUCACAACUGAAACGAUAUCACCAACUGAUACUGAGGCAACAACAGAGUCUGAUAUAACAGCUACUAGUGUCACAACUGAAACAAUAUCUCCUACUGAUACUGAAGCUAUAACAGAGUCUGAUAUAACUGCUUCUAUUAUCACAACAGAGGCAGUAUCUCCGACUGAUACUGAACCAACAACAGAGUCUGAUGUAACUGCUACUAGUGUCACAACAGAGCCGGUAUCUCCGACUGAUACUGAAGCUACAACAGAGUCUGAUAUAACUGCUUCUAUUGUCACAACAGACGCGGUAUCAUCAACUGAUACUGAAGCUACAACAGAGUCUGAUAUAACUGCUACUAGUGUCACAACAGAGCCGGUAUCUCCGACUGAUACUGAAGCUACAACAGAGUCUGAUAUAACUGCUACUAGUGUCACAACAGAGCCGGUAUCUCCGACUGAUACUGAAGCUACAACAGAGUCUGAUAUAACUUCUACUAGUGUCACAACUGAAACGAUAUCACCAACUGAUACUGAAGCAACAACAGAGUCUGAUAUAACAGCUACUAGUGUCACAACUGAAACGAUAUCUCCAACUGAUACUGAAGCAAUAACAGAGUCUGAUAUAACUGCUUCUAUUGUCACAACAGAGGAGGUAUCACCAACUGAUACUGAAGCAAUAACAGAGUCCGAUAUUACUGCUACUAGUGUCACAACAGAGCCGGUAUCUCAAACUGAUACUGAAGCUACAACAGAGUCUGAUAUAACAGCUACUAGUGUCACAACUGAAACGGUAUCACCAACUGAUACUGAAGCAAUUACAGAGUCUGAUACAACUGCUUCUAUUGUCACAACAGAGCCGGUAUCUCCGACUGAUACUGAAGCUACAAUAGAGUCUGAUAUAACUUCUACUAGUGUCACAACAGAGGCAGUAUUACUAACUGAUACUGAAGGUACAACAGAGUCUGAUAUAACAUAUACUAGUGUCACAACAGAUGCAUUAUUUCCAACUGAUACUGAAGCUACAACAGAGUCUGAUAUAACAGCUACUAGUGUCACAACAGAGCCGGUAACUCCAACUGAUACUCAAGCUACAACUGAGUCUGAUAUAACUGCUACUAGCGUCACAACAGAGGCGGUAUCACCACCUGAUACUGAAGCAACAACAGAGUCUGAUAUAACUGCUACUAGUUUCACAACAGAGCUGGUAUCUCAAACUGAUACUGAAGCUACAACAGAGUCUGAUAUAAUUCCUACUAGUGUCACAACAGAGCCGGUAACUCCAACUGAUACUCAAGCUACAACUGAGUCUGAUAUAACUGCUACUAGCGUCACAACAGAGGCGGUAUCACCAACUGAUACUGAAGCAACAACAAAGUCUGAUAUAACAGCUACUAGUGCCACAACUGAUACGAUAUCUCCAAGUGAUACUGAAGCUACAACAGAGUCUGAUGUAACAGCUACUAGUUUCACAACAGACUCGGUAUCACCAACUGAUACUGAAGCAGCAACAGAGUCUGAUAUAACUGCUUCUAUUGUCACAACUGAAGCGGUAUCUCCAACUGAUACUGAAGCUACAGCAGAGUCUGAUGUAACAGCUACUAGUGUCACAACAGAGCCGGUAUCUCCGACUGAUACUGAAGCUACAACAGAGUCUGAUAUAACUGCUUCUAUUGUCACAACAGACGCCGUAUCCUCAACUGAUACUGAAGCUACAACAGAGUCUGAUAUAACUACUUCUAUUGUCACAACUGAAGCGGUAUCUCCAACUGAUACUGAAGCUACAACA
Owenia fusiformis is the source of this 2298-nucleotide messenger RNA. The record is from the annotation of a GenBank genome assembly. NCBI's taxonomy places the organism in Eukaryota, Metazoa, Annelida, Polychaeta, Sabellida, Oweniidae.